AUGGGAGACUACUACCAUCACUUCCUGUCUUCGAUGUCCGGGGCAGGGAUGAAUCCCGCGACAUCCCCGGAGGAGAUGCUCGACCCUCGAAUGCAUGGAGCACCGAUGCCGAUGGUAUCUGCGCCGUUACCCGGUCCGUAUCAGCAACUUGGAUAUUUUACCGGGUUUCCAGAUCCCAUGAUGUUCAAUCAGAACAAGUCGCAGAAAGCUCGCAGAAAGUCUGCGGCUGGUACCCCUGCAGCAGUUGAUCAUGUCAAGCAUCGAAGAACACGAUCAGGCUGCUUCAUGUGCCGCAGUAGGAGAGUUAAGUGCGACGAAACCAGACCAAUAUGUGAACGUUGCAAGAAGGGAAAUAGAGAAUGUGUCUACCCGGACCCCCCGUCAUCAAAAGGAUCCUCAGCCUCGAGCGGCAAAUCCAAAGAUACUGCAACUUCUGCUCAACAAACCAGUCCAACUUCGUCCAAAUCAGAGGAUGACGAGGACAUCGAGCAAGAGAGUAAAUUAGAAAUGAUUGUGGACCAAGAAGAAGAUACUGAAGACCAAACCAAGUCUUCGGUACUCUCCAGACAGUCAAAAAGUGUCUCGCCAUCGACCGCAACAGCAACACCAAGUAGCCUUGCAGCUGUCUAUUCCUCCUCCGAGUUUCCUAUACAGACAGGCGAAGCCGACUGGUCACAUCUACCACCGGAGUACCAACAAGGCCUCUCCUUUUUCGUGGAAAACCUUAACCAUUUCAAUUAUUGUAUACCCCUGGACUCGGAUGGCUUUUUUACAAAGAUUCUUCCGAAUAUGGCCACUCGCCACGAGCCCUUGCUCAACGCGCUCGUAGGCUUCUCUGCAUACCAUAUCACUCUUCGAAACCCACAGGGAAAGCUCCAGGACUUCUUACAGUAUUACAACAAGAGCGUAACGCAGCUCUUGGGCUUGUUUAAGAGACGAGAAAAGCCUAACGUUGCUACUCUUCUCACUAUUCUGCAGCUUGCCACUAUCGAGGAGUAUUUUGGCGACUGGGUCAAUCUAAUGGGACACCAAAAAGCAGCUUUCGAAAUAAUAACGAGUAUAUUCACCCCCCAGACAGUGAUGCAGACGCCCGUUGGCCGCAUGUGCCUCAGCUGGUACGCGCGAUUCGAUAACUUCGUUGCCCUCAUGGGAGGAUUCCCUACCGAUCUGCCGCGCGAAUGGUUUCAAGCGAUGUUGGACUUUUAUCAAUCCGGGAUUACGUCGAACCCAGAUGAGUUACAUUGGAAAAUCGAUGCGUGGUCCGCACGGCUUCGCCUGAUCUCUUACGACAUGUCGAUUUUGUUCGCCCGAGGUAGUAGAGGGCAGAUAUCCCAGGAGGACUUUGUGAAAGAGCAUGAACUCUUGAACCAACAGCUCAUAGAGUGGAAGGAGAAACGCGACCCUGCCCUGCAGGAUCCCAAAUAUCUUAUCAAGGAUUUUCCUCCGGCAGAAACUCUCGACCCGGACGACUUUGUCAAUCCCUAUACGGUUGGAAUACUUUACGAUUUCCCCCUGUUCGACGUCACAGUUCUAUGCGCAGAAUGGAAUAGCAUCAUGAUAAUGCACAAAUGCCAAUCAUCAGGAAUGAGACCGGACCAACUGUUUGCGGAUCUAAACCGCCAUGCAUAUAGGACAUGCCAAUAUUUUGAAACAUUGGAGUUCUGGCCUUCAACUCCAAGAGGCGUUUUGGUUCUGAUACAAGCAUGUAUUGCUAUUGCAGCUCUUUUCUGCCCUCAGGAUGCGAGGCAUCACAUGUGGUUCCGCCGGAAGUUUGCUUUACUAGAGACUAUGGGGUAUAUUCAUCCUCUUCCGCUACGUACAAAAAUGGCAGAGUUAUUCCGAGAACCCGACUGCGUAAACUGGUGGCUGCCAAACGAAGAAGGAUUCAGCCCAGUAUUACAGGAAAUCCGUAAUUUUGCGGAUGAACGGAACGCUGCAGCUGUCACAGCUCAGCAAGAAAGUGUUCGUGAGGUUCGACAUAUUUUCGCCAAGAUGUCAUUGAUGGACGAUGCAAAUGCCCCGUCAAGCUCUAGUCCAGACUCUGCUUCAGGCCCCAGUGUUGAUUCAUCCGGUGCGAAGCGAUGA
This is a messenger RNA of Fusarium fujikuroi IMI 58289, 2085 nucleotides long. RefSeq lists its product as uncharacterized. Bases 1 to 2085 code for a protein of 694 amino acids. The record is from RefSeq and is a predicted model, not a curated record. Gene Ontology annotation, molecular function: zinc ion binding; transcription cis-regulatory region binding; DNA-binding transcription factor activity, RNA polymerase II-specific. Gene Ontology annotation, cellular component: nucleus. Lineage: Eukaryota; Fungi; Ascomycota; Sordariomycetes; Hypocreales; Nectriaceae. The transcript is spliced from 5 exons. Gene Ontology annotation, biological process: positive regulation of transcription by RNA polymerase II.